Messenger RNA from Ilex paraguariensis (yerba mate), 444 nucleotides. NCBI's taxonomy places the organism in Eukaryota, Viridiplantae, Streptophyta, Magnoliopsida, Aquifoliales, Aquifoliaceae. The record is from the annotation of a GenBank genome assembly.
AUGAUCAAGAAACUCGAUGAGAAAGAUGACAAGAAAGCAGGACUAUAUGUGAAUCUUCACAUUGGGCCUUUUAUUUGUGCCAAGUGGAAUUUUGGAUGGCAAUGCAGGGGUUCACCCAAACAAAUUGUCCAAAUGAUGAAGAAUGAAAAGUUAUUCGAGUCUCAAGGUGGCCCUAUCAUCCUCUCCCUGAUUGAGAAUGAGUAUGGGCUAGAAAGCAAGGCAUACGUUGCAGCUGGUUAUGCCUACAUGACUUGGGCUACAAAAAUGGUUGCUAAAUUGGAUAUUGAGGUCCCAUGGCUUAUGUACAAGGAGGACGAUGCCCCAGAUCCUGUGCACCCCCGUCUCCUCUCUAGUUCCACCUUGUGCACCAAAGCCACUCGGGUCAAUGCCAUGAGAGGUGCCAAACACUCCAUUGCCAUGGCUCCCCUCAACCAUCUUGUUUGA